AUGACCUUGAUACACCGCUUCCACAUCCGUGACGGUGAGGUGACCUAUAGCAUCCGCUUCCUGCACAGCGACUCCUACGUGCGUGGUUCUGAGGAAGAUUUCAUCGUGGUGUACGGGGUUGUGUCCUCCUGGGGUGGUUCCUCAUCGGCCCUGGUUGGGACGGGUGCCCAUGGCUGGUUGGAUUGCGUGAGGGCCAGUGACAUAUGCAACCAGAACCCCCAGUGCAGCUCCCGCUACCGGGUGAUGCGUCAGUGCCUGGUGGGCAGAGAGAGGGACACCAUGCUGGCCAACAGGGAGUGCCAGGCUGCCCUGGAGGUGCUGCUGGUCAGCCCGCUGUAUGACUGUCGAUGUAAAAGGGGCAUGAAGAAAGAGCUGCAGUGUCUGCAGAGCUAUUGGAGCAUCCACAUGGGCCUGACCGAAGGUGGAGAGCUUUAUGAAACAUCCCCUUAUGAACCUGUGAUGCCUGUUCGCUACCCUGAUGCAUUCCGUCUCGCUUCCAUUAUCUCAGGGAUGCACACUGUCACCCCUAAAGCCAACACUUGCUCUGACCCAGGCAAGACGUGUAACCCGUGUCUGGACGCAGCCAAGGCCUGCAACCUCAACAACACCUGUAAGAAACAGCGCUCCACCUACAUUGCCACUUGCAACAAAGGGGAACCCUGUAACCGUAAGCGCUGCCACAAGGCCCUGAGGCAGUUCCUGGAUCGGGUGCCCAGCGAGUACAGCCACCAGCUGCUCUUCUGCCCCUGCCAGGACCUGGGCUGUGCUGAACGGAGGAGGCAGACCAUCGUGCCCUUCUGCUCCUUCGAGGACAAAGUCAAACCCUACUGCCUGGAGCUCAGAAAGAACUGCCGCCAAGACCCCCUCUGCAGGUCUAGACUGGCCGAUUUCCACAUGAACUGCAUGGUGACUCAGCACACAGUCAGCAGCUGCCCAAAUGAGGACAACUACCAGGCCUGUCUGGCAUCCUACGCUGGCCUCAUUGGGACGGAUAUGACUCCAAAUUAUGUGGAUGGCAGCUACAACAACUGGACUGUCUCCCCAUGGUGCACCUGUAAAGGAAGUGGGAACCAGGAAGAGGAGUGUGAGAGCUUUCUGAGGGACUUCACAGAGAACACCUGCUUGAGAAAUUCCAUUCAAGCAUUCGGUUAUGGAACAGAAAGUCUCUUCCACAAAGCUGAGUCUGUCCCACCAACCCCUUCCAUGAAGCCUGGAUUAGAGACCUCAGUCAGCACCUCAGAGCCAUACAACCCCAAUGACGUCCAGCCUGAAGAUGAAGCCCACGGGAAGCCUAUACUGGAGCCCAGCAGUGGUUACAAUGGCCUGACUAGACCCAAGAGCCCACCUGAUGAUGGGGCACCCUGUGUCUGUGCCAGUGUCUGGGUGCUGCUGCUCAGCCUGACCUCCGCCAUGGCCAACCAUGCCCUAUAA
Salvelinus namaycush (lake trout) is the source of this 1431-nucleotide messenger RNA. Its product is annotated as GDNF family receptor alpha-2-like. Gene Ontology annotation, biological process: nervous system development. The coding region runs from base 1 to 1431 and encodes 476 amino acids. Gene Ontology annotation, molecular function: signaling receptor activity. Gene Ontology annotation, cellular component: signaling receptor complex; external side of plasma membrane. NCBI's taxonomy places the organism in Eukaryota, Metazoa, Chordata, Actinopteri, Salmoniformes, Salmonidae. The record is from RefSeq and is a predicted model, not a curated record. The transcript is spliced from 8 exons.